This is a messenger RNA of Daphnia magna, 5728 nucleotides long. Its product is annotated as inactive phospholipase C-like protein 1. The transcript has 19 exons. Gene Ontology annotation, biological process: lipid metabolic process; intracellular signal transduction. Gene Ontology annotation, molecular function: phosphatidylinositol-4,5-bisphosphate phospholipase C activity. NCBI's taxonomy places the organism in Eukaryota, Metazoa, Arthropoda, Branchiopoda, Diplostraca, Daphniidae. The record is from RefSeq and is a predicted model, not a curated record. Bases 783 to 4523 code for a protein of 1246 amino acids.
GACUGUGAGCCAGUUGCGGCUUCUCCGCUGGAUCGUCAGGACGUAGACGAACUGAAAUCUGCCAGCUGAAUGACUGUGAAGCCUGAGCGGCUUUUCUUUUUCCUGGAAUCCAGUUCAGUGCCGGAUUACAUUCCAGUCCCGCUAUUCCCGAGCCGAUGUGUUCAGAGUGACGGGCUUUUCUGUACACACAUACAAAUACACACGGAAUCAUCGAUCGGACGGGCCGCGGAAACUGAAGCUGAUGCCCUUUUGCUUAUAGAGCCUCUUGCAAGCGCGUGCCGCCAGUUGAAACAACUUGCAGUUGCGUAUGGUGUGAGCUUGCGCGCGUCUGUGUGUGUGUAUGUGUGUACCCGCCAAGUGUGGUGUUGUGUGUGUGUUAGAAUGUGACUGUUUGCAGUCGACAAGAAGGAUCCGCACCGGAUAUUGAACCGGAAACCUCUCCCUAGUCCGCAAUAAGUAAUAAGUGAAGGGGAAAACACAGAACGGUCCCUUAGAUCGACUGGAUGUGUGAUGCAAUUUUUGAAUCGAUCGGAAAAAGCGGUUGGAAACUGAAUUACAUCUACCAAACAAAGUUUCGCUCAGCGUUAAAUGCUAGGGGCAUGCAAUCCCCGCGCACUGAUUCGAACUGGCUAUUCUAAUUGGAUUAAAUUCCUCUACUGGGUCUUCGAGUUGAUGAGUGCUGGCGAAGGGAGACUUUACAAUUUCCUGUUGCCCCGCUGAACCCAAGCGCUAAACUACUCAAGCGGGUGCACUGAAAAAAAAAAAAAUAAUAAUAAUUCAAUAUGGAAUCUACAACGUCGGUGGAUCAAAACCGACUGGCGGGUCAACAGCAACCGGUGCCACAAAGCCAACCGAAAGUUGAAUUGGCAGAAGAAGAGGUCGGUAACAGCGUCAUCGAGGGCGGCAGUUAUGAACGACAUUUUUCUCCAUCUGGACAACAGCUGGCCACGCAAACUAAUCUCGAGCCGGGCUAUCAAGUCAAAGCUACCAAAUCUGUUCUGUUUGACACUCGUUCAACCACCCAUGCCCACAACAAGAAAGUUCAAUCAGUGGCUGAUUGUUGGCGUUGGAUGGUACGCGGAAGCAAUCUGGUGAAAGUUCGGCCCAACGGCCGGACCUACAAUCGUUUCUUUUCACUCGACGAGGACCUUUCAUGCAUUCGCUGGGUGCCAACGAGCAAGAAAGCUUCAAAAGCAACUGUUCCAAUAUCGAGCAUCCGUGAAGUGCGCUCUGUCCAUACGUCGGAGGUACUAGGUCAAGGUGCUUCUUCUGUGCCUACAUCUGGCGCAGGUGUGGCCGCCGCCGUGGCCGUUGCUGCUUCCACCACUUCGUCAACAUCUUCUACUUCUGUCGGAGUCGGAUCGAGCACCUCUUCAUUGGACUGGACGUUCUCCAUUAUCCAUGGAGAUGAUUUCUCUUCGUUGGAUCUCAUUGCUUCCUCAGCUGAAGAGGCAACCAUCUGGGUCACUGGCCUCAAUGCGCUUCUUGGCACCCAUUUAUCACCGAACGCGCUGGGAGAGACGGAUGUGCUGCGGGUGCGCUGGCUGCGAGAGGCUUUCGAGAGAGCCGUUUCAGAUACUACGGCCUCCAUCAAUGAGAUCGACAACGCUGACGAGACAUCUUCCAACGCCUUACUCAACCUAGACCAAGAUGCUGCCAUGGCUUUGUUGAAAGAGAUAAACGCCGACUUGGCUGCCAGCCGAAUACGCCAGAAAAUGGCGGAGUUUGAUUCAAUGAAAUCUCCUGCCGAUCGGGGCCGGAUCAAUAGCGACGAGUUUGUCACCAUGUUCCAAGAGAUGGCCACCCGGCCGGAAAUCUACUUCCUUCUCAUCCGCUUCGCCAAUCGGGAUUAUUUCACAGCUGACGAUUUCCUUCAUUUUUUAGAAUGCGAACAGGCGAUGACAGACGUGACACUGGAGAAGUGCUGCCAAUUGAUUCAACUCUACGAGCCGUCCUCGGAAGCAAGGGCGGACAAUCAACUAUUGCUUGACGGAAUGACGCGUUUUCUGCUGUCGGAAGAAGGCGACAUUUUCCAUCCACUGCAGCUGCACGUCCACCAAGACAUGACUGCUCCCAUGUGCCAUUACUUCAUUUCAUCUUCACACAACACUUACUUGCUGGAAGAUCAAUUGAGGGGACCUUCGUCGGUCGAAGGCUACGCUCGCGCCUUGCAAAGCGGUUGCCGUUGCAUCAAAAUCGACGUGUGGGACGGUCCCGAAAUGCCCAUUGUUUACCACGGCAACACAUUGACUAGCAAAAUCGCCUUCUCCGAUGUUAUUUCUGUCAUCGCCCAAUUCGCCUUUGAAGCCUCCAAGUACCCACUCUUCAUUCACUUGGAGAACCAUUGUUCAAUAUCACAACAGAAAAUAGCCGCCAGAUUAAUAACAGAACUUUUUGGACAAGCUCUUCUCAAAGCGGCUGACAAGCCUUUAACUUUAACCAGCCCAGAAGAAUUGAUCGGCAAAAUCAUCAUCUUCGGCAAGAAAUUCGGUUCGGAUCAAUCGGAAGACGGAGGAGAAGUCACCGAUGAGGACGAAGGCGCCGAAACGAAUCGGACGCGGGCGGGUCGGGUGGGACAAGCGUCUCGCCGGCUUCGAAUUUGCCGAGAGCUAUCGGAUCUGAUUGCUUUGAAUCGUGGAAGCAGUAUGAAAUUACCCAGCAGUCGCGAUAAAAAAGUAUUGCAGCAAUGCGGCUAUUCGCUGAGUGAAAGCGCAGCUUCCCGUCUACAUGCGAGCAGUCCCGGCAUGUGGACGGAAAUGGUUCAACGUUCGUUGCUGCGCGUCUUCCCAAACGGCAGCCGAGUCGAUUCCAGCAAUUUCAGUCCGCUAGAAUUCUGGAAUGCCGGAGUGCCAAUGGUGGCGCUGAACUUCCAGACUCCCGGCUUGAUGAUGGAUUUAUACGAUGGCAAGUUCCGCCAGAAUGGCGGAUGCGGAUACGUUCUAAAGCCAGCCAUGAUGCGCCAGCCCGGCUUCAGUAUUCCAUCAAGUCUGAGAGAAAGUGCGCCCAUUUCACCGCCACAGCUUUUACGAAUCCGGAUUAUUAGCGGCCAGCAAUUGCCCAGACCGAGAGGUUCGGCUGCCAAGGCAACCAUCGUCGACCCAUAUGUACUUAUUCAAAUCUAUGGCAUUGCAAUCGAUUGUGCCGAGCGGAAGACGCGCACGAUUCCCGACGAAGGAGACUGUCCCAUUUUCGAAGAGAGUCUCGAAUUUUAUGUACACCAUCCGGAAAUGGCGCUCAUCCGCUUCAUUGUUUUAGAUGACGAAUUUAUCGGCGAUGACUUCAUCGGCCAGUAUACCAUUCCAUUCCCUUGUAUCCGACCCGGAUAUCGACAUGUUAGACUGCUGUCUAAUUUAGGGGAAGCCCUGGAAAACACGACGCUUUUCGUCCACGUGGCAAUCAGCGAGAAAUGGGCCGGAGAGCAGCUGCUACCGAAAAGCCGCAACAAACACGGCAAGAAACAGGCAGUCAUUCGCAUGACUGGACUCAGACAACUAGACGAACAUUUUAAGAGUUCAAUCGGAGCCAUGGUGGAGGCGUCUAGGGCUCGUAAUAACGUGGCUCAGGCGUUAUUCGAAUUGCGCUCCGAAUGCGGACUCCCCAUUACGGCCAACGUGAAACAAUGUCUGCGCGUUCUCCUUCAACGUCUAGCCAAUUGUCCCGAAGUCGUCAGCUGCCAGCUCAGCUCAGACAAUGUGUUUCCUGUUUUGAAAGUGGAGACGAACAGCGGAGGCGGCGUGAGCAGCGGCAACGGGUUGGGCAACUUGCCAACACCUCUGUAUCGCACGCUGGUUGCCUUUGAGAAAUCGAUACUCGAAUGCCAUUUUUUACGGGACAAGAGCCCCGCCAUCUUACGUGAACUCGAACAAGUCCUGAAAGCUCUGGCUCAAUUCCCCGACCACCUGGACUUGAUGAUCGAACAGGCCGGAUUAAAAGGAAAACAAUCCGCACGAGUGUACGACGUCCACGGUUGGAAUCUCAGCCUCAUUACGAGCCACGUAGAACUGCUCCGCCAGUGCCAACGUGAUUGCGGAUUCAUCCUCGAUCAAAUCCGCAAUGCGAAUAUAUCGCUGGACGGGCUGAGCCGACACAAUUCAGAACGAUGUUCUCAACAUCUGCAGGUGGUGUUGUCUUCCUCGUCGGGGUUCGGCAACGCUGAUGAAUCUUCAGGAGGAGGAGGCCCACUGUCUUCUUCAUCAUCUCCGGCACGUUCCAACGGAACUAGCGCCCAUUUACAGCUGUCACGAUGUACUACCUCACCGAUGCCGAUGCAGCCAGAAGAUGUGCAGAAACUAUCCGAACCGAAAUUGAAGAGCAUCUUGAAAAAAUGCAGUUCGGCUCAAGACAUUUGCGCUACAGUCGAUGGGUACGUCUGCAUGUCUGCAACAGCUGCAGCACAUAGUCCUUACAACCUGUACGGCAGUAGUCCCAGUGGUAGCAGUUGUAUCGUAGCGCCACUUGCGUCCAUGGCUAGCAGCAUUAGCAGUAACAGCAGCGACGAUGGCCCAGUGACAUCCAACUCUUAGUGAAAUCUCAAUGUGUGUUGGCGGUUUGAUUGGACGUGUUUAUCUAACCAUUCCACCAAAACUCAAUUUUGUUUUUCUUCGUUAAGGAUUUGAUAGGCUCUGUCAUUUCAGGUGUAAUCAUUACAGGUCGUUAAAUUGUGGCAUCAUGGGAUAAUUAUCUUUUCUUUUCAUCUACAACAAGAUGUUUGAUUCAUUCACAGGCGAAUCAUUCCAAGCCCAUCACAUUGCAUUUUGAAUUGGACGAGGGUGAGAAUGUAAACUUUUGCUAGUCCAUCUAGUCUCCCUUUCGUUGCCAUUUAUCUCAAUGGAUUUUUUUGUUUGUUUGUUAGUAGCUCGUUGAUUAGCCCCAAAUCCACCAUGAUCUUGUCAUACGCCCACCCCAUCAAAGCGCUGAUAUUAUAAAUGUGUAUCGCUAUAUAUAUUGUACAACGCUUGAAAAAAUCCUUUACGCUAUCCCAAUUUGAUAAUUGGCACCUGUUUCGAUGUGAUAAUAUUUUUGUUGUUCUUUGGCCGUUUUUUUUUUUGCAUAUAUUAUAUAACUCUCCUUUUGCGCGCUUCUUAAGCAACUGUCGAAAGCCAGUCUCCUGUUUCUUUAACGGCACAGUAAGUGUUUACGUAACAGAGUCUCUUUUUGAUUUAUGUAUUUAACUAAUGAUGGUCUCAACGAUGAAUGAGUUGAUAUAUUUUUAAUCUUUUUUUUUCCUUUCUGUUUUAUUCGUGCUUAUAUACUAAACGUUGAACCGCUCACUGAAACGUGUCCCUUCGAAAAACAAAACAAUGGUGGACAACAGUUACGUACCCUGCCCGCCAAAGGAGUAUCCAGAUGAAGAGUAAAAACAAAACAGAAGGCGGUUGUUGGGGUUUUUAUAUUAUUUUUUCAAUUCAAAGAUUGGUCAUCGAAACAUAGUCAAAACGACACUGUGUGUCUGUGUCACAACCAAACUAGUCUUUUCAACACGGAACAAAAGGAGAGAAGAAGAAAACGUGUACGAAUGAAUCAUUCGCGUUGAUUUAGCGCGCCGUUGUGUUCGUGCGAAAUCAUAAAAUGAUGUUGUUUCUAGUUUCAAAGAUAUAUAAUAUAUCGGAGAGAUGAAUACGUAGCUGUUAUAACUGUCUGUAUAUCAUUGACUUAAAAAGAUUAAAACCGUGUACCACGCCCGACUUGUUAAAUAUGCCUCAAUAGGAAAAUCGAAUUUCAAGUCUUA